Penicillium alfredii is the source of this 1062-nucleotide messenger RNA. RefSeq names its product WD40 repeat domain-containing protein. Lineage: Eukaryota; Fungi; Ascomycota; Eurotiomycetes; Eurotiales; Aspergillaceae. The record is from RefSeq and is a predicted model, not a curated record. Gene Ontology annotation, biological process: G protein-coupled receptor signaling pathway. The coding region runs from base 1 to 1062 and encodes 353 amino acids. Gene Ontology annotation, cellular component: heterotrimeric G-protein complex; cytoplasm. The transcript is spliced from 5 exons. Gene Ontology annotation, molecular function: protein binding; signaling receptor complex adaptor activity.
AUGUCAGCCGAUAUGAGCGGCGAACAAAUGCAGGCCAAGAUUACUGCGGCCAGGCGCGAAGCGGAGGGUUUAAAGGACAAGAUCAAGCGCCGAAAGGAUGAGCUGGCCGACACCUCCCUUCGUCAAGUUGCGCAGAACCAGACCGAAGUCCUCCCUCGAAUUGGCAUGAAGCCCCGUCGUUCGCUCAAGGGUCACCUCGCCAAGAUUUACGCCAUGCACUGGUCCACCGACCGCCGUCAUCUCGUGUCGGCGUCGCAGGACGGAAAGCUCAUCAUCUGGGAUGCCUAUACGACGAACAAGGUGCACGCCAUCCCCCUUCGCUCAUCCUGGGUGAUGACCUGUGCCUAUGCCCCCAGUGGAAACUAUGUGGCCUGCGGUGGUCUCGACAACAUUUGCUCCAUCUACAACCUGUCCUCGCGCGAGGGCCCCACUCGCGUCGCACGAGAGCUCUCGGGACACUCGGGAUACCUCUCCUGCUGCCGCUUCAUUAACGACCGCCGCAUUAUUACCUCGUCAGGCGACAUGACCUGCAUGCUGUGGGAUAUUGAAUCUGGUUCCAAGGUGACCGAGUUUGCCGACCACCUGGGUGACGUGAUGUCCAUUAGCAUCAACCCGACCAACCAGAACAUCUUCGUGUCCGGUGCCUGCGAUGCCUUUGCGAAACUCUGGGAUAUUCGAACGGGCAAGGCAGUUCAGACGUUCGCUGGCCACGAGUCUGACAUCAACGCGAUCCAGUUCUUCCCUGAUGGCAAUGCGUUCGGGACUGGUUCCGAUGACACCUCAUGCCGCCUGUUCGACAUUCGUGCCGACCGCGAGCUCAACAUCUACCAGAGUGACCAAGUUCUGUGCGGUAUCACCUCGGUUGCGUUCUCGGUUUCGGGACGGUUACUCUUCGCAGGAUACGAUGACUUUGAGUGCAAGGUGUGGGAUGUUCUGCGCGGGGACAAGGUUGGCGCAUUGAGCGGCCACGAGAACCGUGUGAGCUGCCUGGGAGUCAGCAAUGAUGGCAUCAGUUUGUGCACUGGGUCCUGGGACUCUCUGCUCAAGGUCUGGGCCUGGUAG